This is a messenger RNA of Cladophialophora immunda, 555 nucleotides long. RefSeq lists its product as uncharacterized. The record is from RefSeq and is a predicted model, not a curated record. Bases 1 to 555 code for a protein of 184 amino acids. Gene Ontology annotation, cellular component: endosome. Gene Ontology annotation, biological process: vacuolar transport. The transcript is spliced from 4 exons. Lineage: Eukaryota; Fungi; Ascomycota; Eurotiomycetes; Chaetothyriales; Herpotrichiellaceae.
AUGUCUUUACCCUUCCCAAACGUCUAUCAUCUCCGAACAGUAGCUGAAGCUUCAUCCAAGGCCUGCUAUGUGUGUCACAGACCCUCCGUCAAAGUGCUGAUCACCCCUGACAACAAAGAUUUCUUCUAUGUCUGUGUUUCCCACCUUAGCGACAGAGGAUUUGCUUCCCCUGUUGUAGACGCCGACGCGGAAGCCGCCAAGAAGAAAAAGGAAUGGAUGGACAAAGAAAUCGAGAAGAUCAAGCAGGAAUACGAGGAGAAACAGCGCAAGAAGAAGGCUAAGAAAAAGGGUAAAGACGACGACAAAGACAAAAAGAAGGACGAUGAUGACGACGACAAGGCUGAGAAAGAAAGGGAUGACAAGAUCAAAGCCAUACAAGCUGGUGCAAGCACGAACGACAAACCAGAAGAUAUCCCUCGUGUCUAUGCCCUGCACAAAAAUUUUUAUCAAAUGCGAAUCGACCGAUUGCGCAACCUGGAGGUUGCAAAACGGAACCAACAGCGCAUGAAAGACCCCAGUUUCUUCCCUGCAGCGCCGAAAGGCGACAUCUCAUGA